UUACUUAAGGGUGCUUCGAGCAGUGAAACUCUUUAAGUUGUUCACUGAUACACAUCGAAUGGACUUUAUAUUACAGUGGCUUUUUAUUAAAUAAUCAUAAAGAGAACAAGGAACCAUGACAAUUUGAGAUAAAAACACCAUUAAUUUAAAGUAAUUUUGAUUCAUUACUGCACCUCAGUAGACGGAACAUGGGAGCUUCUGACUCUCUGCCUGAGAAAAGGAUUGUGCUUCUUGGGAAAACCGGAGAUGGUAAGAGCAGCGCCGGGAAUACGAUUCUCAAACAACAAGUCUUCAAGAGCAAAGCUUCUCCUGAAUCAGUGACGACUGAAUGUGUCAGUGGAGACCGCAAGGUCCACGGCAAAAAGAUCACCGUUAUUGACACGCCUGGACUCUUCGACACCGGUCUGGAUGAGGAGGCCAUCAAAUCUGAGAUCAUUCGUUCUGUGAUCGAAAGCUCUCCGGGUCCAGACAUGUUCACCAUCGUCCUGAAGGUGGGGAGAUACACGGGACAAGAGAUGGAGGUUGUGGAUAAAAUCGUGGAGUAUUGUGGAGAAGACACCUUCAAUCACUCAGUGGUUUUAUUCACUCACGGAGAACAGCUGGAAGGACAAACCAUCGAGGAGUUUGUCAAGAUAAGUCCGAAGCUACAGGAGCUGGUUGAUAAAUGUGGAGGCCGCUGUCACGUCAUCGACAGCAAAUACUGGAGAACCCGUCAAAUGGGAUACAGGAGCAACAGAGUCCAGGUGAAGAACCUGCUGGAGACCAUCGAGCAGAAGCUGAAGGACAAUCAGAACACCUGCUACACCAACGAGCUGCUUCAGAUAGUGGAGGAGGAGAUUCAAGAUGAGAUGAAGAACAUAAACCAGGUCAAUAUGUCACCAGAAGAGACGCGCGAAGAGGCCAAAAAGAUAGUGCACAAAAAGCUUCUGGUUAAGCUGGCAGGAGUGACCACAGGGACACUUACCGGUGCGUUUCUGGGCAUCGGGGUCGCUGUGGCCUCCGUCGUGUCUUUACUGAAAGCCGCCAAUGUUGCCGGAGUAGUAGAAGCCGGAACCGUAGCCGGGGCUGCGGGAGUCACGGGGAUAGUGGCGGGAGCAGCGGCGGUGAAGGCGGGGAUCAUCGCCGCAGGGGCCGGGGUCGGAGUGGCUGGUUCUGGUAUCGCUGCAGCUGCGGGGGUCGCUGUCGGAGUCGCCGCUCUUGCCGGAGCGAUUGGGGGAGGAGUCACCGGAUGCAAAGCCGCAGAAGAAACGGACUCGGUGUCUGACGCUAUAAAGAAUACCGCAAAACUCAACUAUGAGAAUGCCAAAGGUGGCGCCCUCGCAACGUGAAUUAUCAUGCAGUUAAACUCCGUGAUAAAACAUUCCAGCAACGUUUGGCAUGAAAUUAGCUCCAUUGUACAAACAUCCGGAAGAAGAUGCAGGUAUGGUUCUCAGUUUAUUGAAAGCAUGUGGACCAUGGGUAGAUUGGCCAUCUGGCAAGAUUAUUAUUAUUAUUAUUAUUUUAGAUAGGCUUGUUUCUGCCCUUGUCCUGUCUUUGCUUGUUCUCAUGCCCCUCCUCUAUUUCAGACUUGAUUGCUGUCACCUGAGAAGAAUUGUUUAAAUAGGAGGUUCGCUGCUGGAUUCCUCGCAUUCUUCCUGCUCUGUUUCGGUGGCUAAAAGCUUGAACGCUGCUUGUUUGACCUGUUCAGGUCCAUGCCUCGCUCGGGACGCCAGCAUUCUUCACCGAUGCACAUUUGAGUUUAAGUUUAUGUCUUCUGUUACACUCAACACUUGCACUCAUACACAUCAUACAUCCAUGCGUUUGCCCUACACUACAGAUAUUGACAUUCACACACCCCAUAUUUGGUUUUUUUUUUGUUUACACUUGUGUAGGAUUUACAAUAAAUUUAACUUUUGUGUCUUUUGUUUGUGGCAUGUUCUCCUAUCGCUUGUCAUGGCUCUGAGUUAGCCGCAACAAAGUGGGGGCUCGUCCGGGAUUUAUUUGACA
This is a messenger RNA of Carassius auratus (goldfish), 1986 nucleotides long. RefSeq names its product GTPase IMAP family member 7-like. Bases 189 to 1328 code for a protein of 379 amino acids. The transcript is spliced from 3 exons. Gene Ontology annotation, molecular function: GTP binding. NCBI's taxonomy places the organism in Eukaryota, Metazoa, Chordata, Actinopteri, Cypriniformes, Cyprinidae. The record is from RefSeq and is a predicted model, not a curated record.